Messenger RNA from Caenorhabditis remanei, 396 nucleotides. RefSeq lists its product as uncharacterized. The record is from RefSeq and is a predicted model, not a curated record. Lineage: Eukaryota; Metazoa; Nematoda; Chromadorea; Rhabditida; Rhabditidae. Gene Ontology annotation, molecular function: actin monomer binding. Gene Ontology annotation, cellular component: cell cortex. The coding region runs from base 1 to 396 and encodes 131 amino acids. The transcript has 3 exons.
AUGUCUGGUUGGGACGACUACAUCAAGCUUCUGUUCGGAAAGAGCCCAGCCAUCAAGAGAGCUGCCAUUAUUGGAUUGGAUGGAUCCGUAUGGGCCAGAUCCGGAGAUUCCAACGCUUUUAGUGCCUCCGAACAAGAACUGAAGAAGUUUGCGGCUCUCUUCAACGACAUCAACUCCGUUCCAGGCACCGGAGCUGAUCUUGAGAACAUCCAUUACAUCGUUCCACGUGUCGAGGAGAAGCUAAUCUUCGGAAAGAAGGAACAGACAGGAUUUUUUGCUUCCAAGACCAACCAAGCUAUCGUCAUUGCCAUUUAUGAGGGAGACAACGCUCAAUCCGCAUCCGUACGCGCCGGAGUCGAGUACAUUGCCCAGUACCUGUUGGGCGCGGGAUAUUAG